This is a messenger RNA of Camelina sativa (false flax), 552 nucleotides long. The record is from RefSeq and is a predicted model, not a curated record. Lineage: Eukaryota; Viridiplantae; Streptophyta; Magnoliopsida; Brassicales; Brassicaceae.
AUGAGGCUAAACAAGUCUGAUGCCGCUUUUGCAGCUUGGAUUUUACAAGUGGGAGAUGGAAACUCUAUGUCAGCAACCACAAACCCUGAAGAACAUGUUGCCGGUUUUAGAAUAGCUAUGGAGGAAUGUUUAAUGUUACCAAACAUGGGGAACCACCUAGAAGCAAUUUCAACUGCUGCAUAUCCAGGACUCGGUCUAAGGAUAAUAGAGGCAGAGAUACUCACUGGAACUCAUGUUGGUGAAAGAGUCCUCAUCCCAAGGAUUGUCCUGUCUCCAAAUGACACCAAGUAUCCUUUCACCUUACGUAGGAAGCAAUUCCCAAUAAGAGUGUGCUAUGCAAUGACUAUUAACAAAAGCCAAGGCCAAAUUUUGAAGCAAGUCGCUCUUUACUUACCACAAUCAGUGUUCACACACGGCCAGUUGUACGUUGCUCUUUCCCGUGUAACCUCAAAUGCUGGAUUGAAAAUCCUAGAUGCAACAUCAGAGAAGAAUGGUACUGGAGGGGUCAUGAAUAUAGUCUACAAAAAAGUCUUCAAUAACAUAAACACUUAA